AAACUCGAAUUUGGAAAUCUACGAUCAGUCUGUGUAGAAGAGAUAGGGGGAGAGAUUCGAAUGGCGAAAUUUUCUGUGGGAAGAGAAGAUGAAAGCGAAGGACCUAGCAGUCCAAGACCCAAGAAACUGCGAACCACCACCCCUCCACAACCUCAACAACAACAGCAAUUUCGACGCUGCGACCAACCAGUAGUCGAAGAAGAAGAAGAAGAAGAAGAAGAAGAUGAUGAAGAUGAAGAUGAAGAAGCAGAAUCUGAAUAUGAUGAUGAUGAUGAUGAAGACGAUGAGGACGACGGUGAAACCGAAGCUGAGAGAUCUCAUGCUGUACGUGUUUCGCUCGGACCCAGCGGGGACGGUUCAAUUUCCGUUACCCUAACAGACCCAGAUGUGCUCGAUUGCCCUAUCUGCCUCGAACAUUUGACCAUUCCUGUCUUUCAGUGUGAGAAUGGCCAUGUAGCUUGUUCCUCCUGUUGCUUCAAGCUUGGAAAUCAGUGUCCUUCUUGCGCUUGGCCAAUUGGUUAUAACCGUUGCCGGGCCAUUGAGAAAGUUAUUGAAUCAGUGAAAAUAUCAUGCCAAAACAUGAAGUAUGGGUGCAAAGAAGCGGUGAGUUACAGUAAGAAACAUGACCACGAGGAGGCAUGUGUUUACGCACCAUGCUUGUGCCCUCUUCCUGAAUGCAACUUUGUUGGAUCCUCCAAGCACUUAUCCCUACACUUCACCAGCAAACAUUCUAACUCCACUACGCGCUUCUGUUACAACUGCCUCUUCCCAAUAUCCAUAGAAAAGCAACAGAAGUGCCUCAUUCUUCACGAACAAAGCGAAGGUGGCAUUUUUAUUCUCAACAAUGGGAUUGACCCUCUUGGAAAUAUUGUUAACGUGAGUUGUAUUGGACCAAGCUCGACAAAGAGAGCGUUUGCAUACGAUCUCAUAGCAAGAAACGGUGAAAGCUCCGUGAGACUGCAAUCUUUCACAGAAAGCAUUCCUGGGCGGGUUGAGCAUCCACCUCUGAAGAGGUUUCUUCUGGUUCCGAGUGAUUUUGUUGGGUCUUGCAGGCAGCUCAAGUUGGAACUAUGCAUUCGGAGGAAUCAAGAAUUUCCGGCACACAUCUGAAGAGGUGAUUCUGUUGUUUAAAGCAAGUGUUGAUGUUGUGGACUCGCUGCAUUCCACCUGGAAUUGAGUGAUGCUAUUGGGUUUGUUCUGGCAAAAUGCUGUUUGCUUCUAUUGUAUUAUAUAGCCUAUAAAACCAAUUUAGCUUCUUGGAAAAUUGUUGGAUUUAAUGUUUGGAGUAAUAAGUAUAUCUCAUCUUGAAAAUUUUUAGACCUGCUGCUGCUAUGCUGUUGAUACUGUGAUAUAAUAUGCUGAGAUUUGAGUAAA
This is a messenger RNA of Camellia sinensis, 1374 nucleotides long. Its product is annotated as Protein with RING/U-box and TRAF-like domain. Lineage: Eukaryota; Viridiplantae; Streptophyta; Magnoliopsida; Ericales; Theaceae. The record is from RefSeq and is a predicted model, not a curated record. Gene Ontology annotation, molecular function: zinc ion binding.